CCGCGUCCUCGGCGCUUGUGGAUGACGUAAACCGGGGCGGGGAAGUGCGGAAGGGGAGAAAGACUCACAGGUGUCGCUCUUAGUUGCUCGUGGAGUGUCUGUACCGCUUUAAGUUGCUCGGUGUUAUUCAGGAGUACUUUGCCUGUCACUCAAGGUGGUUUCAACUUUCCAACUCAAUGGCUUUUGUGCCAGUGAUACCGGAGUCCUACAGCCAUGUUCUUGCAGAGUUUGAGUCUCUGGAUCCAUUACUUUCAGCCCUGAGGCUGGACUCCAGUCGUCUAAAGUGCACGAGCAUAGCUGUGUCUCGGAAAUGGUUGGCUUUGGGCAGUUCAGGAGGAGGACUCAAUCUCAUUCAGAAGGAAGGCUGGAAGCACAGGCUCUUUCUUUCACACAGGGAAGGUGCAAUUUCUCAGGUUGCCUGUUGUUUACACGAUGAUGAUUAUGUUGCUGUAGCUACCAGUCAAGGUCUCGUAGUUGUUUGGGAGUUAAAUCAGGAGCGUCGUGGGAAACCAGAACGAAUUUAUGUGUCUUCAGAGCACAAAGGCCGAAAAGUUACAGCUCUCUGUUGGGACACAGCUAUUCUUAGAGUUUUUGUAGGUGAUCAUAUGGGGAAAGUUUCUGCCAUCAAACUUAACACUUCCAAACAAGCAAAGGCAGCUGCUGCCUUUGUGAUGUUUCCUGUCCAGACAAUAACAACGGUUGACUCCUGUGUUGUGCAAUUAGAUUAUUUGGACGGAAGACUCCUUAUAUCUUCACUUACUCGGUCAUUCUUGUGUGACACUGAGAGAGAAAAAUUUUGGAGAAUUGGAAGCAAGGACAGAGAUGGAGAAUACGGAGCUUGUUUCUUCCCUGGAAGGUGUUCUGCGGGCCAGCAACCCCUAAUAUAUUGUGCUCGCCCUGGCUCCAGGAUGUGGGAAGUGAACUUCGAUGGGGAAGUUAUAAGUACACAUCAGUUUAAGAAACUCCUCUCUUCACCACCUCUCCCUGUGAUUACCCUAAGAUCAGAUCCUCAGUAUGAUCAUACAGUUGGGUCCUCCCAAUCUUUGUCUUUCCCCAGACUCUUGCACAUUAGUGAGCACUGUGUGCUGACUUGGACAGAAAGAGGAAUUUAUGUUUUCCUUCCUCAGAAUGUUCAGGUUCUUCUCUGGAGUGAAGUCAAAGAUAUUCAGGAUAUAGCUGUCUGCAAGAAUGAGCUCUUCUGUCUGCACCUCAAUGGGAAAGUCUCACAUCUUUCUCUGUUGUCUGUGGAACGCUGUGUGGAACGCCUGCUGAGGAGAGGCCUGUGGAACCUGGCUGCUCGCACUUGCUGUCUUUUCCAAAAUUCUCUUAUUGCCGGCAGAGGAAGAAAAUCUUUGACUGUAGAUAAAUUGGAGCAUUUGAAGUCUCAGCUGGACGUCGCAACCUACAGUGAUCUUAUUUCUCAGCUGGAAGAAUUGAUCUUAAAAUUCGAGCCUUUGGAUUCAGCUUGCAGCAGUAGAAGAAGCUCCAUUUCGUCACAUGAAAGUUUCAGCAUCUUGGACUCUGGUAUUUAUCGUAUCAUUAGCAGUAGAAGAGGCAGUCAGUCAGAUGAAGAUUCUUGUUCGCUUCAUAGCCAAACCCUCUCAGAAGAUGAGAGACUCAAAGAAUUUGCCUCACAUCAAGAAGAGGACCCACCAGAUCAGUGUUGGGGCUCACACGGAAAUGAAGACAGUGUUUCCCAUGUUCCUGGGACAUCUGAGACAGAUAAGAAUGAAACUUUUCUCCCCUUCAGCAUUCCGCUUUCAUUUCGUUCUCCAUCUCCUCUUGUGUCUCUUCAGGCUGUCAAGGAAAGUGUUUCUAGUUUUGUACGUAAAACUACCGAGAAGAUUGGCACCCUUCAUACAAGCCCUGAUCUGAAAAUAAGACCAGAACCCAGAGGUGAGGAACAGUUAUGUGAAGAGGAGAUGAGUCCAGUCACCUGCCCAAAGGAAGACGACACUGAGGACAAAAAAGAAGUAAUUAGUCAACCUCUGGAAGAAGACAAGCUCCAAGAGCUCAAAGUAGCAACAGCAGAAGCAAUGACCAAGCUAGAGGACCCACUGGUUUUGUUUGAACCCACGUCUCUGAGGAUGAUCUUACAGGAGUGGCUCUCGCAGUUAGAAAAAAUGUUUGCCACGAAGGACUUCACAGUUAUUUCAGAUACUGGCAACUCAUCCAUGACAUCAAACCAGGAUAUGCUGUCAUUUGAAGAGUCAGAAAAGGAAAUGUUAGAUGAAGACCGUGAAAAAGAAAAGGGGGACUCUUUAGGCAGUGAAGAAACUGUUGAUCCCACAGCGUGUGAAUCUACAAAUAGUCCGAGGGAGCCCUUGGAUGACCUUAUCCAAGUAUGUUCUCCGUGCAGCAUAGCCAGCUGUCUUCAGAAGGACCUGGCUGAAUUGACAACGUUGUGUUUGGAAUUGAAUGUAUUGAAUCCUGAGACCAAAAGCACAAGUGGACAUGUGGACCACACUUCGCAACAGUACUGUCCUCACAGUCUGGCUUGCCAGUUCAUAAAGAAGUAUUUUUUUCUCCUGGACUUGAAAAGAGCAAAGGAGAGUAUCAAGCUUAGUUACGCUAACAGUCCUUGUGUUUGGGAUACUUUUAUUGAAGGACUGAAAGAAAUGGCAAGUUCUAAUCCUACAUAUAUACAGAUGGAAGAAGGAGACCUACCAACAAGAAUAAAGUUAUUGAAUGACUCAGUCCCCUUUGACAGUCCUUUGUUGAUUGCUCAUGCUACCCGAUUGUAUGAGAGGUUUGGAGAAUCUGCCCUUCGGUCCUUAAUCAGAUUUUACCCAUCUAUUUUGCCUUCGGAUGUCAUGCAACUUUGUCAUCAUCAUCCUGGUCAGUUUUUGGCCUACUUAGACGGUCUGGUGAAAUCAAGGCCUGAAGAUCAAUGGCCAUCCUUCCUUGAGUCCCUUCUACAACCAGAGUCUUUGAGAUUGGAUUGGCUGCUUUUGGCCAUGUCCCACGAUGCUCCCCCAAGCACAAGCAUGAUGGACGAUGAAGGAAACCCUAGGCCUCAUUCACACUUGUCUUCGUGGGGCUACAGUCAGCUGAUGCUACAUCUCAUUAAACUACCUGCAGAUUUUACAACCAAAGAGAAAAUGACUGACAUCUGUAAGUCUCAUGGUUUCUGGCCUGGAUAUCUUUCUCUUUGUUUGGAGCUGGAGAGAAGAAGAGAGGCCUUCACCAAUAUUGUGUGCCUGAAUGAUAUGAGCCUGAUGGAAGGGAACAAUGGUUGGAUCCCAGAGACUGUGGAGGAAUGGAAGCUUCUCCUGCAUCUGGUGCAGACCAAGAGCACAAAGCCAAGCCCCCAGAAGUCACCACAUGGGAACUUCAAUGAUGGGCCUUCCCCCAUCAACGUGGAGAAUGUGGCACUCCUGUUAGCCAAGGCUAUGGGCCCAGAUCGGGCCUGGUCCCUCCUACAGGAGUGUGGUUUAACCGUGGAGCUGUCAGAGAGGUUUACCAGAACCUGCGAUAUCCUAAGGAUUGCUGAGAAAAGGCAGAGAGCCUUGAUACAAAGCAUGCUUGAAAAAUGUGAUCGGUUUCUCUGGUCUCAGCAGGCCUAGUGGAAGAAGAUUGAGCAAAUGUCACAACGUUUUGUGAAAAACUGAAUCAUACUCCCAAACGUCCUGAGUGCAUUUGCUGUUGAAGGAAAUGUACCACCUGAAAACCCUGCCACCUUCCAGGGUGUACUUUUGUCAGUGUCCCUCAUUUCUGCGUUUG
This is a messenger RNA of Lontra canadensis (Northern American river otter), 3723 nucleotides long. It is a transcript of the gene HPS5, whose product is annotated as HPS5 biogenesis of lysosomal organelles complex 2 subunit 2. The record is from RefSeq and is a predicted model, not a curated record. Bases 177 to 3566 code for a protein of 1129 amino acids. NCBI's taxonomy places the organism in Eukaryota, Metazoa, Chordata, Mammalia, Carnivora, Mustelidae. Gene Ontology annotation, molecular function: protein binding. Gene Ontology annotation, biological process: developmental pigmentation. The transcript is spliced from 23 exons. Gene Ontology annotation, cellular component: cytoplasm.